AUGAGCAGCAGCUCCAGGAAAAAGCCCUCGUCGUACGGAGCCUCGAGGCGGUCCGUGUUGAAGAAAAGCUUCAGCCAGGAGCAGGUGGCAUUCACGGGGCCGCUCUCGGCCGACCCCUCCGUCGGGAUUAUCGGAGGUGGGAUGUCCGGCCUCGUGUCCGCGCUUUAUCUGGAGAAGAGAGGCAUCAAAUCCACUGUAUUUGACACGGGACUUCACGGGUUAGGAGGAAGAAUGGGAACUAGGAUUAUUGAUCCUCAGCCCUUGACUUUUGACCAUGCAGCCCAGUUCUUCACGGUUACUGACCCUGAGUUUGCUGAGAUGGUAAGCCUAUGGUCUAAAAAUGGUCUUGUUCGUCAGUGGCAUGGCGCAAUUGGAGAGCUUGAAGCUGGUGGACGUAUUGACCCACUUCCUACUUCGCCUCCAAAAUACAUAGGAGUUAACGGGAUGCGCCCUCUUGCGGAAUCCAUAUUAUCUGAGACUUCCUUGGUUAAUGUGGUACGACCUUGUUGGGUUAGUAAACUGGACCCAUAUAAUGGGAUGUGGUACUUGAGUGAGAAGGGAAAGCCCUGUGGCCACUUUGAUAUAAUUGUUAUUGCACAUAAUGGAAAAUGUGCAAAUCGACUACUUGCUUCAUCAGGGUUACCCCUAAUUGCCAGACAAAUGAAGAGACUCGAUUUGAGUUCUAUAUGGGCUCUUUUGGCAGCAUUCAAUGAGCCCCUUCCUGUCCCCUUAGAAGGAGCCUUUGUUAAAGGAAUUGAUUCUCUCUCAUGGAUGGCGAAUAACACUGCCAAACUCUCUGGUGCACAAACCAGUGGACCUCAUUGUUGGACCUUCCUCAGCACAGCAGGUUUUGGAAAGAAUAAUAAAGUCCCCCAGGAAAGUAUUCCUUCUAGUACAGCAGAAAAGGUGAAGGAAUCCAUGCUUGAAGGCGCUGAGAUUGCCCUGGGCCUACAAAAGAACUCACUUGAAAAGCCUUUCUACAGUCGAGUACAAUUAUGGGGUGCAGCUCUUCCCACAAAUUCACCUAAGAUUCCCUGUAUCUUUGAUUCUCAUGGGCGAGCUGGCAUAUGUGGUGAUUGGCUAUUGGGAUCAAGCUUAGAAUCUGCAGCUUUAAGUGGAAUGGCUCUCGCUAAUCAUAUUGCAGAUUAUGUCCAAAGUGGUGGAACAAGGCCAGAUGAUUUUGCUGUAGGCUUGCAUAACGAAUUUCAACCACUCGAAGGACAUGAUAUUGGACAGUUUCCUGGAUUGAAGUGUGAAAAAGUGACAAACAAGACCCACGAUUUGCAAGUUAGGUUUUAUCUUGUAUCCGAACGAACAGGGGAUAAAAGGGAAAGUAUCAUACUAUUGACUGUAUGGCAUUUUCAGUCCCAUUUUGAGUUAGUCCUGGAGUUGUUACAUCAAAAGGAUGAACAAAAGAACAUUAAUAUCCCUAACAACACUAAUUUCGAUUAUACUGCUCAUACUCUUCUCGUGGCGAUAUUCCUCUACUGCUGCCGGAAAACCAAAACCGACUCGACAAAUUCGCUAGCGGCAAGUGAGGGCGGAAAACGAAGCAGCCACUCGAGCCAUAAGGGGUUUAUAGAUAACGAAGGAGGUACGGGCCCCACGCAUACAAACUGGCUCGUUUUCUUCGACGAGAAUAAUCGAUUUGAGCUCGAGGAUUUGCUCCGUGCAUCGGCUGAGGUGCUCGGGAAGGGUAAUUUGGGCACGGUUUACAAGGCCGUGCUCGUGGGCAACGGGGGAACUGCGGCGGUGAAGUGGUUGAAGGACAUUAGCUCGUCUGACCGAAAAGAAUUCGAGCGGUGUAUGGAUUUGAUCGAGAAUUUGAGGCAUCCGAACAUCGUCUUUUUCUUGUUCUGCAAAUGA
Messenger RNA from Striga hermonthica, 1866 nucleotides. The record is from the annotation of a GenBank genome assembly. NCBI's taxonomy places the organism in Eukaryota, Viridiplantae, Streptophyta, Magnoliopsida, Lamiales, Orobanchaceae.